Molecule: messenger RNA, 5106 nt
Organism: Drosophila rhopaloa
Lineage: Eukaryota; Metazoa; Arthropoda; Insecta; Diptera; Drosophilidae
Product: phospholipid-transporting ATPase ABCA3
Exons: 11
Biological process (GO): transmembrane transport; lipid transport
Cellular component (GO): membrane; intracellular membrane-bounded organelle
Molecular function (GO): lipid carrier activity; ATP binding; ATP hydrolysis activity
Source: RefSeq, a predicted model, not a curated record
UGGAUGUUGGUUUGGAAGAACUUUCAAAAACAAAAAGCUUAUAAGUUAGUUUUAUUUCUGUCGAUAGUCCUGCCUGUGAUUUCGUUUUUAUUGCUCUUUUACUUUCGAUCCUCAAACGAACAACAUUUGAGGGACUACUCGGGAAAAGACGAAGCCAGAAUAUUGGAGUUGGGUUGGCGUUCGCUGAUCGAUAAAAUAAAUGAACGACGAGCCAGAGUGGUGGAGAAACAGAAAAAUUUUAAAAUGAAUGUCUUCAUACCGCAAAUAAAAGUGGGAUUUGCUCCAAAUUCGAAUUCGGCCAUAGGAAUCUUAAUUGAGGCUGCCGUACUAGAACUUUCCAUCUCGUCAGACCAGAUAGAAGGCUUUAAGGACUGCGAUGAUUUGCGAGCUCACGCUUCUUCUGAACAUUAUUUGGCAAGUGUUUGCUUUCGCAAUGUAAAUGCCGAUCCUACGAAAAAUGGCCUACCUACGCUGUUGCAUUUCGCCAUAAUUAUGCCAUCAGAGCUCCGCAACUAUGAACAGACAUGGAUCGGCGACAGCUGGAAGGAAAUCAACUUUCUUGUCAAUCCUGAAAGUUCCGAUAGCGAGGAAACCGAGGAGGAAAGCUACGCGGAUUUUUUACGAGAGGGUUUCGUAGCCCUACAGUACUACAUCAGUGCCGAAUACCUGCGAACUGCGACCAUGGGACAACAAAUCCCAAAAGUCUUACUUCGCCGAUUUAAUGAAAAUGCUAAUGUACUAAUCUUUGACAGAGUAGCCACUUCAGCCAUAUUACUGAUUCUACUUGGCUUCAUGUUUCCUGUGACUGUUCUAGUUAAGUUGAUUGUGGAGGAGCGCGAGGUUGGACAACGUUUCGCGAUGGAGGCCAACAACGCCAGUGCAGCAAUGCAAAUGGUAGCUUGGUUCUUCAACGGAUUCCUUGAGUUCCUGGUGUCUUGUAUUUUUAUCACUUGUUUACUCAAGAUCGAGUGGGAUGGACUUGCAGGAGUAUUAGAAAAAAGUCCCUGGCAUAUAUUAUUCUUUUUUUUCAUCUCAUAUGGAUUCUCUGUUAGCAGUUUUGUCAUAUUAAUGUCAUCAGUAAUGCGUAACACAAAAAUAGCUAUGGUUCUGGUCCCAAUCAUAUGGAUUCUCGUGCCCCUUCCAUUUUUGUCGGACGAAGAGCUAAUCUCUGAACUGCCAGAUAUAUUUUAUAUAGUAGCUACUGUACUUCUUUGCAAUGUAUCAUUGAGUCGUGGCUUAAAGAAGUUUUUUUACAUCGAAGACUUCCCGAGAGAACCGAAAAAUAGUGAUUUCUUUGAUUACAAAGUUAUGCAUUCUGAUUAUGGUCUGGUAGUACCUUUUGCAUGUUUUUAUAUACAGGCAUUACUUUGCAUGCUAAUCACCCUGAUCCUGGAAACUAAUGCAUGCGCUUGCUUUGGAGGUAUUUUCAGAAAAAUGAGACUAAAAAUUCGAGGAAUUAAACUAAAUACUACUGAGGAGGCGGUGGAAAGGUGGCCUUUUAAAAUCCAAGCAGGCAACGAUCGAAGGUCAACUAGGCUUCAGAAGAUCCUCAGUGUAGGAAGAAAAAGCACCGGUGCAAAGAGCGAAAAAAUUGCGACAAUUGAGUUUCGAAACGUGUGGAAAAAGUUCUCGAAGUCGUUUGUGGUGCGGAACUUCACAUUAAGUGUUUACCCUGGAGAAGUGGUAGCACUAUUGGGCAGUAACUCAUCGGGAAAAAGCACAAUUAUUAAGAUGCUGUGUGGACUGAUAAUGCCCUCUAAUGGAGAGGUCUACAUAUCGGGCCAUAAUGUAGGUACGCAUAGAAGGCAAGCAUUUAAAAAUACCGGAACGUCCUUGUCCUCCAGCACAUUGUUCUCCGAGUUCAUGGUGUACGACCACCUAAUAUUUUUCUGCAGGUUGCGUGGUCUUAAGCACAGCGAAGCCAGAAAAGAAGUAAGGGCAUUUCUUCGCUCCUUGAAAAUUGAGGAGUUGGAAAGAACAAAGGUGAGGAAACUUACUACCGGACAGAAACUCCUUUUGCAGUCCCUAUGUGCUUUCGUUGGAGGAACUCGCAAUGUAAUCCUCGACAAGCCCUUUGACGGUGUGGAUGAGCCGAAGGCCAGGUUGUUAUUCAGUUUUCUCCAGGAACAAAAGAAAAGUCGAUCCAUAUUUUUCACCACCAAUAGCCCAAAAGUAGCCAGCGAUCUUGCCGAUCGCAUUGCUAUUCUGUCCAAGGGUAAACUGCUAUCGUUGGGAACCGAGCAAAGUCUGUGCAACACUUUUAAUGAUUCCUAUCGAUUGACUAUUAAUGCUAACGAAAAUUGCAAUUUCGCAGAAGUGCACCUUUUUUUGGAGAAGUACAUAGCUGAUAUUGAGAUAGACUCUAGUUUGGGCGACACCGCAGUUUUCCUAAUUAAAUAUAAAAACCAAACUGAAUUGAUUGCUUUGCUUGAGGACUUGACUCAAAACAAAGAGGAGUUGAAUAUAUACAGCUUUCAACUUCAGGAAUGCAGCCUUGAACACAUUCUAUUAAACUUGUUUGCCAAUGAGCAAUCAAGUUUUGAAUUUGAAGACCGCAGAUCCCUUAUAUUUUCCAUCAGCAACCAGCGCCAGAAGAGAUAUAUCUUACCGAUUAUGCACCUUUGGGAAGUGCUUCGCCAGCGUCUGAUCACCGACUUCAGAAACUGCUUUAUGCCACUUUUAAAAUUUAUUUUACCCACUUUGGUUGCGGUUUGGACACUUUGCAUGCCAUACUUUUGGGACACAUGCCAGCCACCGGGAAAAGCUCUUUUUCCCAUUGGCGAUCAAGGCAGUGGUAUCGUUGUCCUGCAACAAAAGUCCUCAGAAGAGAGACUGGUCAGGGCGGGAGAGGAGUAUGUCACAUCAGGAGCCAUUGAGAUAAAGCCGGAACUCGACAUUACGAAUUACAUUCGCAGCUAUGUAACAAGCCACAACUUGUUAUCCGACAUAGAUUUUAUUGCGGCUGCCAUAAUUUCCGAUGGCGAGGUCCAAGCUCUCUUCAACAACAAAUGGCCCCACUCAGCACCCGAUAGUUUGGCCCUGGCAAUGAAUUCCUUGGCAGUUGGCUAUUUGGGCUCUGACUCGGGGAUAAAGGUGGAAAUCGAACCUUUGCCCUUCUCGACGGUUCAUACUCUGCAGUUGCAUCUGAACAUCGAUGGCAUUGACUUGAUAUUCGCCUGCUCCCUGAGCUUCAGUUUCUGUUUUAUUUGGAGCAUCCCCCUGCUGUAUAUGACACUGAGCCGAGAGAGUCGCUAUAACUAUUUUGAACUGGUUGCUGGGAUGCGGAUGAGCAUAAUGAUUCUAGCUUUUCUAAUAUACGAUAUAGCUGUGGUGUCACUCGCCUUUCUUCCUUUAAACAUAGCCGUCAUAUUUCUCCAGUGGGACGUACUAAUGAAUGUCGAUAUUUUCCUGCUUUAUGCCUACGUCUUGGUUGUCGUUGCGCUUUGUGUCCUCAGCAUAAAUUUGCUUAUAUCCAUUGGAAAGUGUAAGAUUCAUAAUUGUUAUCUCAAGGUAAUCGCCUUCUAUUCAUUUGGUAUUGUAAUCUACCUUGCUGUGUAUGAAACAAAACCCAUUAUAGAAUCCAAUGAGCUAUUCUUUUUAUUUCUCGACUUUCAUCCGUUUUAUUCCCUAUUGCAUAACCUAAUGCGCAUUGCCAGUAUAUCGGAGAAAAUGUGGCUCUGCAGUGAUGUGCAAAUUUGCGAGACCAGUGAAUACUCGGAGCAGUGCCAAAAGGUCCCAAACUGUUGUGAUACCCGUGCACAGCAGUUUAACUAUUUUCGAUUCUUAAUUUGUGUAUACCUAUUGACAUUCGUUGUGUGGAUCUCAAUUUUCAUAAGUCUCAAGUCAAAAUUGGUGAAGCGUAGGCCCCGCCAAGAAAAAUAUUUUUGGGACAGUGAUCCAGAUAGCCAGUACGACCAAAAUAUUUUGCAUAUUUCCCAACCCAAUGAGCUUGAAAAUACCUGGAUUUUCGAAAAGUCACGUGUUCGAACACUGGAACGAAGUUAUAUAGAGACGAAAGUUUUGCAUGUGGAGCACCUGAGCGUUUUAUUUGGUCUAAGGGCGGCACUAAAGCACAUUGAUUUUAUGGUCAAUCGUUAUCAGGUUUUAAGCAUAUUCGGGGAAAAUGGAUCUGGAAAAACGAUUCUGAUGAAGGCAAUUCUCGGGAUUUACUCACCCAGCUCGGGACGAAUAAUAUGCUCGAAUAUGGUGCCUUUCAAGUCGGAGAACUUGGAAGCCUGCGAUCUGAUUGGUUAUAGUGCUCAAGAAGGGAAAAUGUUUCGCACGUUGACCAUAUUGGAAAGUAUUCGUUUGAUAUUGCGAGUACGGCGGAUAAGUAGGAAAACCCUAAAAUCGGAUGCUACGACAGUGUGCAGAAUAUUCGGUCUAUACAGGUACAGGUUCCACUUGCUCUCAGUUUGCAGUCAGGGCAUACUGAAGCGGCUGAGCAUAGCCAUUGCACUGAUUAGCGAUGCCAAUCUCAUCCUGCUGGACGACCCGUUCGCCCAGCUGGACGUGAUCUCCCGGCGCAACAUGCUGCACGUAAUCCACGAUGUGUGCCGACGCGGCCAUGCCGUGGUAUACACCUGCUCCGACACCGAUCUCUCUCUACCGGCACUCCGCAUGGCCGCACUUAGUCAUCCGCGAAUCGCCGCCAUUGGGGAGCGGCAGGAAAUGGAGCAGAACCACUACUCGUCGUACUACGUCGUUGAGACCAGAAUCGAAUUCGAUACCGCUGAUAAUGGUGCGGUGGACAGUGGAACACUGGAGCGGGAAGGUGGGUUCGAGGCAGUGCAGAUGUCUAAAAUAAAUCAAGAUUCCUCCAGAGCACGCAGAGAUAGUGAGGAUAGAUGGAAAUACCUAAAGCUUUGUGGCCUCAUUGAGAAAGUAUUUCCGCAUGCAAUUGUCAAGACUGUACGCUUUCCGAAGGCCUGUUUUUGGUUGUCAAGUCAUAUGUAUUCCAUGUCGCAGAUUGUCAAAACUCUUCAACUGUACAAACACAAUUUUUAUUCAUUUUCAAUUUCCCAGCAGCCGUCAGUAAGUUCCAUAUUUCUCACCAUAAGUCCCGAGAAAAUGCAAAAGGAGACAUUUACUUAUUAAUGAUAAUAA